CCUUCACGCCUUAUACCUUGUUCCAAUUUGCUUGCUUGCUUGCUUGCUGUUGUUCUUCGAAGCCACCAACCAAGUUAGACUCAAGUAAACCUUGCAAGCUUCAUAACAGAAAGAAAGAAAGAUAGAUGAUGUUGCCGUGACUUUCAGCAAAGCAAACUGCACUCUUUGGAACGUAGCUGCUGCAGGCAAUAAUUAAAUUCCUCCUCCUUUUUGGAUCAAUGGAGUUGCUCGAUCCACAGAAAACUAAACACACCAUCUAUCUCUGCAGUACUACCUCAUCAGACAGAUUCCCAUCCAUAUUCUUUCUUUACUGUUCUAUCUUUGAAUGAUCUGGUGAUCAGCAAGCACUUGCGAUCUUUUUAUUCAGUAGAAUGGAGUGGGAAAUGAAUUCACUUUCCCCAGUCAAAAACCAUGCAUUUGACUUUUCAGCAGAACCUCACGACACCCAAGUCGUUGCAGUGACUAGGGUCAAAGUAUAUAAGCCUGGAGGCGCAAUGUCAUAAAGGAAAACCUUUUUCUUAUUCAAGCCAUAAGGUGGGGGCUUUGAUUCAUAACUAUGUUCAAACAGCUCCCUCUAUUAUUUUUUUAUCCAGUUUAAAAAUAACAAUCCGUGAAAAUAGAUGCUUAGACAGCAGUAACCGUGCUUGCCUUUCCACACCAACAUACUUUUCUUCUCUUAGAAAGUUUGGACUUUGCUGUCUCAUCAACCAAAUCCCAACUUGGCAUAUAGUCAACAAUGGCGGCGGCCCGUCUUGGAGGUGUAAUUGUUUUUGGAUAGUCAAACUGGAAUACUAGUCCGGUGCAAAAGUACAGACCAAAUCAAUGUAAGCACGCAACAUGUGAAGCGACCAUUGGCACACCUUGCUGGUUUUGUCAGCUUUUUAAGUUGGACUGAAACUUCACAAAAGAAUAUAUGAAUAAUACAGCAGCAAGAUGGGAAGAAGGAGCACAAGUUAGCUGAAAUUUCUGUGAAUAAAGGUAUAAUAAAUGUAGCAGUAAGGGAGGAAGAUGUUGCCCGUAAUAAGCUGGGCUUGAGCUUCUGAAAACGAAGAGAGGAGGAAGGACCAGCAUUCCUCCCUGCUUCGGGGUGAGAAGAAGCUUAUAUUUUAUGCACACUUCUUCUUACUCGAUUCUGAUACCCAAGGUUUAGAUUAUCACAUCAUCGAGAAGAGGGAGAAUAAGAACCUUGCAAGAACAGCCUCGUGCAGCAACAUCUCAUUUGUUUAUUGUUAGCGUCAAUCAAGCCAUCCUUCUCUUCUUUUGAUGAUAGUAGCAGGGACAUGUCCGAAGACGAAGUGAGCUUCUCUGGCUGUCUCCUCCUCCUGCUCUCCUUAAUUCUCAUCACAGGUCGAGCAAUCGCCGGUGCGACCGACAGGGAGGUGCUGCUCGCUCUGAAAGACUACCUCGAAGCCAACAACCCCAUCUACCGAGGCGCAUAUGCUCGGUGGAAUGCGUCCGACUCUUCCCCUUGUAAUUGGCCCGGCAUCACCUGCACCGGCGCCGGCCGCGUCAAUGGCGUUUAUCUUGCAGAGUCCAACAUAUCUAGUGAAAUCUUCUCCAACUUCUCGCUGCUCACGGAGCUCACCCACCUUGACCUCUCUGCCAACGCCAUCGGCGGCUUCGUUCCCGCCGACCUCAACAGGUGCAGCGGACUCGAGUACCUAAACCUCUCCAGCAACAUCAUCGGUGGGGAGCUCAACUUGACCGGCCUCACCAAUCUGGUGACGCUCGACCUCACGUGCAACCGCUUCAAUGGCAGCAUCCGUGCCAACUUCCCCGCUAUGUGCGCCAAUCUGGUUAGCUUGAACAUUUCGACAAAUAGCUUCGGGGGCGACAUCACCGAGUGCUUCGACCAGUGCCCCAAACUCAAGUACCUCGACCUGAGCUCCAACCACUUCGUCGGAGGCAUAUGGCCAGGCUUCCCGAGCCUCCGGCAACUCUUGAUCUCCGAGAACAGCUUCACCGGAGAGUUUCUGCCGAGCACAUUUGCCUCCGGCUGCGACCUCGAAAGCUUGGACCUUGCCAGGAACAGCUUCUCCGGCACGUUCCCCAGCUCGAUCGCCAAUUGCUCGAAGCUAACAUCUCUCAACCUGUGGGGCAACGCGUUCACCGGAGCGGUUCCCUCCGGUAUUGGUUCGCUUUCGGAACUCAGCGCGCUCAACCUGGGGAAUAACUCGUUCGACCGGAAUAUACCUGAGGAGCUGCUGAACUGCUCCAAGUUGGUGUUUCUUGACUUCAGCAACAAUACCUUCGGCGGCGACAUCCAAGAAAUCUUCGGCCGGUUCGUGACGCUCAACUAUCUAAUCCUUCGUGGGAAUCAGUACACCGGAGGCAUUCUAUCAUCGGGAAUUCUCAAGCUUCGAAGUCUCAUGAGAUUGGACUUGAGCAGGAACAGGUUUUCCGGCAAUCUCCCGGUCGAGAUCACGACGAUGCCGAAGCUAAAGAUGUUGAUUCUUGCCUAUGAUGGGUUCUCCGGCUGCAUUCCGCCGGAGUUCGGCAGAAUGGCGGGGCUUCAGUUGCUGGAUCUUUCGUACAACAAGCUCACUGGCUCGAUCCCUCCAGCGAUCGGAAACUUGACAUCGCUCCUGUGGUUGAUGCUCGCCAGCAAUGAUCUUACCGGCGAGAUCCCGCCGGAGAUCGGCAACUGCAGCAGCUUGCUGUGGUUGAACCUUGCCAAUAACCAGCUUUCCGGCGGGAUCCCGCCGGAGAUAUCGGCGAUCGGGAGGAAUCCGGCCCCGACGUUCGAGGCCAAUCGCCGUGAGAUCCGCGGUGUCGCCCCCGGAUCCGGCGAUUGCCUCACCAUGAAGCGAUGGAUACCCGCGAGCUACCCGCCGUUCAACUUCAUCUACACGCAGAUGACGAGGCAGAGCUGCCGAACUACUUGGGACCGCCUCCUGAAGGGCUACGGGAUCUUCCCGAUCUGCUCCAACUCCUCGUCGCAAGUCCGAUCCCUAGCGAUCUCCGGCUACCUCCAGCUCUCCGGCAACCGGCUCUCGGGCGGGAUACCACCGGAGAUCGGCCGGAUGAGGAACCUCAGCCUGAUCCAUCUCGACGCCAACCACCUUUCCGGUCGCCUCCCGCCGGAGAUCGGCGGGCUCCCGCUUGUCAUCCUCAACGUCUCCGACAACCGUCUGUCCGGCAAGAUCCCGAUGGAGAUCGGCGGCCUGCGAUGCCUCACGAGCCUCGACCUCUCCAGGAACAACUUUUCCGGCGAGCUUCCACCGAGCCUGAGUGGCCUCUCCGAGCUCAACAAAUUCAACGUGUCCUACAACCCCCUCGUCUCCGGCACGGUGCCGGUCACCGGUCAGAUCGCCACCUUCGACCGCGACAGCUUCUUGGGAGACCCCCUCAUCGGCUUCCCCUCCUUGUCGGGCCGCGGUGCUCCGCCGCCAUCCGGGGACGGCGGUGCAUCCGGCGGGCACGGGCGGUGGACGACGGUGGCGUUCUGGGUGCUCAUCGCGCUCACCUCGAUCUUCGUCGCGUGCGGUGCUCUCUCCUUUGCGGUCUUCCGUCUCCGGGGGCCCCACUCCGCGGUGGACCCCGACCCGGAGGAGCUGCUAUCGGACGGCGUUAAGCGUCGGAGCGACGCGGCGAUGUCGGUCUACUCCUCGUCGUCGGAUGGAGUGGGGGUGAGGGUGUUCCGGCUGGACAACGGGGAGGCAGAGUUGGCGUUCACGUACGGCGACAUCUUGGCAGCGACGGGAAACUUCGACGAGAGGAGUGUGGUGGGGCGGGGCGGGUGCGGGGUAGUGUACCGGGGGGUGCUGCAGGACGGCCGGUGCGUGGCGGUGAAGAAGAUGCAGCGGCGGAGGGGGAAGGGCGAGAUGAGGGAGGGGGAGGACGCGGGGGAGCGGGAGUUCCAGGCGGAGAUGGAGGUGAUGGCAGGCGCGCGGGGCCGGGGCCACCCCAACCUGGUGAGGCUGCAUGGUUGGUGCCUGGCGGGGGAGGCGGCGGUGCUGGUCUACGAGUACAUGGAGGGGGGCAGCCUGGAGGAGGUUAUCGAGGACUGGGGGCGGUUCGGGUGGCAGCGGCGGCUCGGGGCAGCGACGGGGGUGGCGCGGGCGCUGGCGUUCCUCCACCACGAGUGCGUCCCCGCGGUGGUGCACCGGGACGUGAAGGCCAGCAACGUGAUGCUGGACGCGUGGGGACGGGCGCGGGUGACGGACUUCGGCCUGGCCCGCUCCGUGGGGGCCGGGGAGAGCCACGUCAGCACAGUUGUGGCCGGUACGGUAGGGUACGUGGCGCCGGAGUACGGGCAGACGUGGAGGGCGACGACGCGAGGCGACGUGUACAGCUACGGGGUGCUGGCCAUGGAGAUGGCCACGGGGCGCCGGGCGAUAGACGGCGGGGAGGAGUGCCUGGUGGAGCGGGUGAGGCGGGCGGCGGAGGCCGAGGGGGGGCUGCGGGCGGGGGAGGAAGAGGGCGCGGCGGAGAUGCUGGCCCUGCUGACGGUGGGGCUGAGGUGCACGGCGGAUGCGCCGCACGCGAGGCCGGGCAUGAUGGAGGUGCUGGCCGAGCUGCUGAGCAUAGCCGACAGGAACGGCGGCGCAAGCGAGACCAACACUCCUUGUUGGUCUCAGCAGAGCCGCAGCACAUCUCCUUCCUCCGUGCAGAGCUACUGGGAAGGAUAUUUUUGACAAUUACCAAGCAGUUGUGGUUAUGAAAAAGUCCUUUCUCCUCUUCGGAAUGAUCGGUGUACAGACAAUACACGCACUGCACCACAUCAAAAUUGAAAUGAUUAGCGUCCUUAUACAACAUAUGGUUAUGAAAUCAUUCUUCUGUUUGAACGAAGCCAAGAAGAACGGCCUGCUGCUCCACGUCGCCGUUUGCACACGAAGAGUUCCUCAACGUCAAGUGCGGUCACGUGAGCACAGGGCCAUCUCGCCGACACGUGACUGGUAAU
Molecule: messenger RNA, 4903 nt
Organism: Musa acuminata AAA Group (dessert banana)
Lineage: Eukaryota; Viridiplantae; Streptophyta; Magnoliopsida; Zingiberales; Musaceae
Product: probable LRR receptor-like serine/threonine-protein kinase At1g74360
Exons: 2
Coding region: 1281-4637 (1118 amino acids)
Biological process (GO): protein phosphorylation
Molecular function (GO): ATP binding; protein binding; protein kinase activity
Source: RefSeq, a predicted model, not a curated record